Sclerotinia sclerotiorum 1980 UF-70 is the source of this 180-nucleotide messenger RNA. RefSeq lists its product with no specific name. The record is from RefSeq and is a predicted model, not a curated record. The annotation marks the transcript as partial. The transcript has a single exon. Lineage: Eukaryota; Fungi; Ascomycota; Leotiomycetes; Helotiales; Sclerotiniaceae.
AAUUUUCGGAGGAAGAAUUAUGUGUCUCGUCAGGGUGAUAAUAUAUGGAAAUACCUGACUGAAUUGGCGGGAUUGAUGACGCUCUUGUACGCAUUAAGUCUAGUACUCUACUUUCGGGCCAACCCCCCUUUUGGGCCACUUUCCUUACCAAAAAUGACAACAGUCAAUAUUUAUAAGUGA